UUCUUUCUUUCUUUCAGGAGCCUGUUUUCUAGGAAACCCAAAGAGCCCAAAACACCUACCCAUAAUGCAAUGGGGUGGAGAAUGUUUGGAAAGGUGGUGGCCAGAGACGCCGACUCAGCUACAGACUCCGCCUCCAUGUCACCCACACACAAGGACGAGCAGAUGAAGGACUCUGAUGUGUCCUCAUGUUCUCAGCAGCUCCCUCUAGCUGCAGGCAGGAGGAAGAAGCUGGAGUUUGAACCUCUGUCCACCACAGCUUUGAUCCUGGAGGACCGACCGUCGAACCUUCCUGCCAAAUCUGAGGAGGAAACUCAGAGACACAAACUGGAAUAUGAGGAGAUGGUGGCAGGAGCCAAGAAGAGAGAGUUAAAAGAAGCCCAGAAGAAGAAGCGUCAGAUGAAGGAGAGACACCGUCAGGAGGACAACAUCUCCAACGCCAUGAUCAUCUGGAACAAUGACAUCCUGCCACACUGGGACGCCGUGAAGGGGACAAGGCGCGUGAGGGAACUGUGGUGGCAGGGACUUCCUCCCAGUGUCAGAGGUCGAGUGUGGAGCCUCGCCAUCGGCAAUGAGCUUAACAUCACUCCAGAGCUGUAUGAGAUCUUCUUAUCCAGAGCCAAAGAGAAGUGGAGGAGCUACAGUGAGACAAGUUCAGUCAACGACAGUGAGAGCGAUGGAGGAGCGUCUCUGGCUGACCGAGAGUCCAGUCUGGAUCUCAUCAAACUGGACAUUUCCAGAACCUUCCCCUCACUCUUCAUCUUCCAGAAGGGCGGUCCUUACCACGACCUCCUCCACAGCGUUCUGGGCGCGUACACCUGUUACAGGCCUGACAUCGGUUAUGUAAGGAUAUGGAUUUCAUAAGCUGCUGUUCUCAUCCUUAACCUGGAGGAGGCAGGCGCCUUCAUCACCUUUGCCAACCUUCUCAGCAAGCCCUGUCAGAUGGUCUUCUUCUAAGGAGUGGACCAUGAUUUGAUGCUGAAGUAUUUCGCAGCCUUCGAGGUUUUCUUCGAGGAGAAUCUUCCUCAACUCUUCAGCCACUUCCAGAUGAGCAACCUGACCCCUGACCUCUACCUGAUCGACUGGAUCUUCACUCUCUUCAGUAAGUCCCUCCCCCUGGACGUGGCGUGUCGUGUGUGGGACGUGUUCUGUCGUGACGGCGAGGAGAGUCUGUUCCGUGCAGGUCUGGGAAUCCUGCGUCUGUACGAGGACGUGCUGCUACAGAUGGAUUUCAUCCACAUCGCUCAGUUCCUCACUCGUCUGCCCGACGACCUGCAGCCGCACACGCUCUUCAACGCCAUGGCCAACACGCACAUGCUCAGCAGAAACCGCCGCUGGGCUCAGGUUUUUUCUGCUCUGACAAAGGACGGAAACAAAGAGACGGACAAAAGCAGCAGCAGCCCUGCGCUCAGAAGCUAGCGCUAACAGUUAUCUGACUGACGCUAACAGUUAGCUGACUGACGCUAACAGUUAUCUGACUGACGCUAACAGUUUUCUGACUGACGCUAACAGCUAUCUGACUGGCGCUAACAGUUAUCUGACUGACGCUAACAGUUAGCUGACUGACGCUAACGGUUAGC
Molecule: messenger RNA, 1577 nt
Organism: Solea senegalensis (Senegalese sole)
Lineage: Eukaryota; Metazoa; Chordata; Actinopteri; Pleuronectiformes; Soleidae
Product: TBC1 domain family member 12-like
Source: RefSeq, a predicted model, not a curated record